Molecule: messenger RNA, 822 nt
Organism: Polyodon spathula (Mississippi paddlefish)
Lineage: Eukaryota; Metazoa; Chordata; Actinopteri; Acipenseriformes; Polyodontidae
Product: adaptin ear-binding coat-associated protein 1-like
Exons: 7
Biological process (GO): endocytosis
Cellular component (GO): membrane; clathrin vesicle coat
Source: RefSeq, a predicted model, not a curated record
GGCGUCAGACUGGAAGCUGGAGCAGCCUGAUUGGACGGGACGGCUGCGAAUCACAGCGAGAGGAAAAGUGGCUUAUAUUAAACUGGAGGAUAAAGCCUCGGGAGAGCUGUUUGCUCAGGCCCCAGUCAUUGAGUUCCCCGGGAUCACAGUGGAGACUGUCAGCGACUCCAGUCGAUACUUUGUUAUCCGUAUCCAAGAUGGAAACGGACGCAGUGCUUUUAUUGGGAUCGGGUUCAAUGACCGUGGGGAUGCUUUUGAUUUCAACGUAUCACUACAGGAUCACUUCAAAUGGGUGAAACAGGAGAAUGAGAUCUCGAAGGAAUCUCAGAACAAGGAUACAGGACCGAAGCUUGAUCUGGGUUUCAAGGAGGGACAAACCAUCACCCUCAAUAUCGGGCAAACAAAGAGGAGAGAUGGUAAGCCCCGCCUCCAGGGGGCAGUAGGUUUUGGGCUCCUCCCACCUCCCCCUGGUGGAAAGAUAGCCCUGCCCUCUUCCACUGAAUCACCCAAUCACAUUCCAGAGCCAGUUGCGCUAAACUCUGCUCCCCGAGUGGCAGCAGAAGACACAGGUUCUCUGUUAGAUUUGGACGCCCCUGAUUCAGUUCCCUCGGUUCCAGCACAAAGCUUGGAUACAUGGGGAGAUUUCUCAGCUCCAGCCAGUUCCGUUCCCGCUCAGAACAAGCAAUCGACAAACUGGGUCCAGUUCUAAAAGGGAACACCACUCCCAGUCCGAGCCACCAGUGAUCAAACUGAAUCCCAGUAUCAAACUGGGAACUAACCAGUUUCCCCAUGUCACCUUACAUAACCUCAACCCCCCCCCCC